AUGCCUCGUCCUCUUGUCCUGCUCUGCGCUUUUGCGCUCAUCUCCACAUUCGCUGAGGAUGCAAGAAAAUUCCGAAGAUGUGACCAGGGCUCUUUCUGCCGUCGAUUCCGCAAAUGGAUCGAUAGGGCGCGAAGUUGCCAGCCCGGUGAGUGGCUAGGUCCUUGGUACAUCGAUUCCGAGGUUACAAGGCCGACCAACACUCAGCCUUUGAGGCUUGAUCUCCAUAAUAGAUACGCGCCCACGACAGUGCUCCAGUUGCAUUUGCAACUCCAUACAGAUGUUGUUGGUCGAUGCGGUAUUGUCCGCGUCUCGGUCGAUGAGAAGGACCCUAUUCAUCCCAGGUAUCGAAUACCAGACAACGACGUGGUCCUGGAUGAUACUUUACCGAUUAUACCAUGGGCAGACAUUGAGUAUGAGAAAAACGAUGAAGGCAUUACCCUCAGUGUAACGACAGAUCCCCGACAUCAUUGUAGAGUUCGAGUCGACUUCGAUCCCUUCCAAAUUGAUGUAUCCCACAAUGAGAAGUCCGUCAUCAAGCUCAACAAGGAUAAACUCUUCAAUUUUGAAACUUACCGGGCGAGGUCACAUGGCUCAGAUCAAUCGAAACCUGAAGGAGAUACAAGUAUCGCGGAUGCGACUGAGACUGGUACGUUUUCUGCUGAUGGUCUCAAUUUCGAUAUACCCGCCCUCGCAGAUGCAUCCGGCCUAUGGGAGGAGACAUUCAACUCGUUUGUCGAUGCCAAGCCUCGCGGACCAGCUGCUGUUGGUAUCGAUGUCACCAUGGUGGCAUCUCGACAUGCAUAUGGCUUGGCUGGUCACUCGACAAGUCUUGACUUGCCCCGCUUAGAGGAACCCUAUAGGAUAUACAAUACCGAUGUCUUCGAGUAUCCAGUUGAUUCACCGACGUCUUUGUAUGGUGGAUCGCCCUUCCUACUAUCUUUUCACUACAAGGAUGAUCCUAAUCAUGAGGCCCACUUCGAUCAGCCCUUCGUUACCGGACUACUAUGGAAUAAUCCCUCGGAAACAUUUGUCAAAGUUGAUACCCCACAUUAUCACGAGAAGGAGAUCCAGCAGCCGCUUCACGACGCUAAAUCUUGGUUUCUAUCGGAGUCUGGAAUCGUCGACAUGUUUGUCAUAACUGGUCUAGAGCCGUACGAGGUCCUGUACAAAUACCAUACAAUCACAGGCUUUCCAUCUACCGUACCCAUGUUUGCCUUAGGCAAGCAUCAGAGUCGGUGGAACUAUGAUGAUAUCGCUGAUGUGAAAAAAGUGAAUCAGCAGUUCGAUGCCAAUGAUGUUCCACUUGAUGUGUUAUGGCUGGAUAUCGAACAUACCGAUGGCAAACGAUACUUCACUUGGGAUAAGGACAGGUUCGCUGACCAUAAAGAUAUGCUCGACAGUGUAGUGAAGACCAAGCGGAAGAUGGUGGCCAUCGUGGAUCCACACAUUAAGGUCGAUAACGACUACAGUGUAUACCAAAGGUUCGAGGCUGAAAAGGGUUUCGUCCAGCUCAAGGAUGGUACCGACUUCGUGGGUUCGUGUUGGCCUGGUGAAUCCAAGUAUCCCGACUUUACCGAUCCGGCAGUGAGAGCCACUUGGUCAAAGCUAUUCAAUUUCACAGAGUACAAAGGGUCCGGUGAAGGUCUCUACAUAUGGAAUGAUAUGAACGAGCCGUCGGUCUUCAACGGCCCCGAGAUGACUAUGCCUCGUGAUGUGGUCCAUCACUCGGGUGUUGAACACCGAGACUUACACAACUUGUACGGUAUGUACGUCCAUCGUGCAUCUUAUGAGGGAAUGUUGGGCCGAUCCAAAGGUAAGCGUCGACCAUUCGUCCUUUCACGAAGCUUCUUUACUGGGUCGCAUCGGUAUGGUCCGAUCUGGACUGGAGACAACAUGGCUGACUUUGUUCAUCUGGGUCAUAGUGUGCCCAUGCUUCUAUCGAUGGCGGUCAACGGCAUGUCGUUCGUGGGUGCCGAUGUGCCAGGCUUCUUCGGUAAUCCCACUAAUGAGCUCUUCAUCCGAUGGCAUCAGCUGGGGGCUCUGGCAUAUCCAUUUUAUCGGGCCCAUGCUCACUUGAACACCCUCAGAAGGGAGCCAUGGAUGCUCGGACCAGAAGCACUAGAACAUGUGAGAGGAGCAGUGAGUGUGAGGUAUACCCUGAUGCCGAUGUGGUACACCCUGUUCAUGGAAUACUCAUUGGGUGGAAGGCCUGUAAUACGCCCUCUAUGGUUCGAUAAUCACGACGAUAUCAAUACAUUCGCGGAAGCGACUCAGAAUACUCAUAUCAUGGUAAGUGUUAUCGCAGCGGCUGGCACUUCUAUUGGUAAAGUGAUGUAA
Messenger RNA from Perkinsus marinus ATCC 50983, 2337 nucleotides. RefSeq names its product Neutral alpha-glucosidase AB precursor, putative. The record is from RefSeq and is a predicted model, not a curated record. Gene Ontology annotation, molecular function: alpha-glucosidase activity; carbohydrate binding. NCBI's taxonomy places the organism in Eukaryota, Perkinsozoa, Perkinsida, Perkinsidae. The coding region runs from base 1 to 2337 and encodes 778 amino acids. The transcript has 10 exons. Gene Ontology annotation, biological process: carbohydrate metabolic process; N-glycan processing.